Messenger RNA from Radiomyces spectabilis, 2619 nucleotides. RefSeq lists its product as uncharacterized. Lineage: Eukaryota; Fungi; Mucoromycota; Mucoromycetes; Mucorales; Radiomycetaceae. Bases 1 to 2619 code for a protein of 872 amino acids. The transcript has 6 exons. Gene Ontology annotation, biological process: protein phosphorylation; IRE1-mediated unfolded protein response; intrinsic apoptotic signaling pathway in response to endoplasmic reticulum stress. Gene Ontology annotation, cellular component: IRE1-TRAF2-ASK1 complex. Gene Ontology annotation, molecular function: ATP binding; protein serine/threonine kinase activity; RNA endonuclease activity. The record is from RefSeq and is a predicted model, not a curated record.
AUGGAAGCCAGCACAGACGAUGGAGACUUGCAUACUUCUUCUCGAGAUCCACCAAUUUUCGAUAUCAUAUCUGACGAUGAAGAGGACGAAAACGAGGAUUAUUUAAAAGAUGGAUACUUGGCCCUGGGCCAGCAACCAUCUGCCAGCAAAAGCAAAGUGGAUCAUGCGCCACCCCAUCGACAUGUCUAUUAUAUCGUGGAACCCAGUAACGGUGGGACACUCUAUCUCUACAGUGAAGAUGAACAGGGACAUGUUCGCCCUUUGGAGAAACUUCCUUUUACUGUAGAGGAUAUUGUCAUGCUUUCACCGCAUCGAACGGCUGAUGGAACAACCUAUAUUGGCAGAAAAUCAACUGUCAUGAUAGCUAUUGAUCCACGAACUGGAAAGAUCUUGCAGAAAUUCGAUUUGUCACGUAUGCAUGAUGUGCGCAAAAUGGCGGCGGGCGGCGAAUUACCUCCACAUACAAUAUUUCUUGGAAGACACGAGUACAAAUUGGCGAUUUUCAAUGGAGACAAUGAAAAAUGGUGGAAUGUGACAUACAGCGAAUUUGUACCGAACCGAUUGGACUGGGAUCUGCCGUUGAAUAGCGCCCCAGCCGAGAUUUACAUUGCACCGGACGCUAGUCGCGCUGUUACUGGCAUUAAAGUCUCCACAGGUGACUUGAUGUGGUCCCUGGAUCUACCAUAUCCUGUGGUUUCCGUCUUUGAUGUGUUCCGUCGGCCGGAUUAUACUAUUGUUCUUUCGAAACAAGAAGCACCGCAUCAUACGCUGACCAAAGGAAACAUUGGUAGAAUGCUAAGCAUGCUCAAACGAGGCGACGGACGCACCACUGCCUAUGUUGGCAUUCACGAUGGAAGUUUGUAUGCAUUAUCCACCGAGCGAUUCCCCUUGGUACAAAUUUCGCAAUGGUCUUCCAUCUACACCGAUCUACCUCCUGGUGCGACGUGGCCAAUGAUUGAAUCGGGCGACAAGAGAAAAACAGGCGAUCCUGAUCAAGACGAUGAUGAUUCUUACCCAGAAUGGCGGCCUAAACCACAUUACACAUGCUGUGCUGAAUGUGACUAUCAUACAGACUGUCUCGUAGGCCAGCAUGUGGUUCGCGAAAAGAAAGUUCGGCUGCCCGCCACUCUUCCUCCAUCGGAGAUCAGCACACCUAUCGUGCUUCCUCCCGGCACAUUACCUCCUGGGCCUCUAUAUGAGGAGCCCAAGACAGGAUUCUUUUAUGACGGCAUGGGUAAAUUCUGGAAGAGUUACGUGCUCGGUCUCGCUGUUCUACUGUAUUUCAAGAGACAACAGGCGAUGCAACUCUACACCAUUUACGCAGCACCUAUUCUGACAUGGCUUGUCACCAAAUUCCGCGAUUAUAAGUCCACCAAGCAACGUAAACCAUCCAAAUCGAAAAACAAAAAGCAUUCCACCACACCAGCAUCCUCCCAAACCUCUUCUACACCAACCUCGAUACCCACCUCUGCAUCUCCACCUACAUCAAUUGCAUCCAUUUCUUCAGAGCCGAAAACAGUGAAAGAAUCAAAUAAUUCUGUUCCGUCUUCCGACGAUAUGCGGGGAACUUCCCAUAGUCCCACGAAAUCAUCUUCUACGUCUCAGCAACACCAAUCCUCUUCCCUUCAGUCGGACCCCACUUCCACUGCGACACAGCUCAUUAGCAAUCCCUUGACUACUGAUACCGAAACGGCAACUGCAGGCUCUAAGGGAAUCGAUCUCGAAAAGUUUGAAUCAAAACCCAAAGUACUAUCUCUUUCCGAUACGGUGCUAGGCUAUGGUAGUCAUGGUACAGUUGUAUACGAAGGCUACUUUGACGGUCGAACAGUGGCCGUGAAACGUCUUUUGAUCGACUUUUAUGAUAUCGCUUACCAAGAAGUGAAACUACUCCAAGAGAGCGACGACCAUCCCAACGUGAUUCGUUACUUUUACAAGGAAGAAACAGAUCGAUUCUUAUACAUAGCUUUGGAGCUAUGCUAUGGGUCGCUUCACGAUUUCAUGGAACGAUCACUUACCAUACCCAAUAUGCAGCUUUUUGAUCAAAUGAAUCCUGCAAAUAUUCUAUAUCAAAUUAUGUGCGGCAUUCGGCACCUGCACUCUCUCAAAAUCGUGCAUCGCGAUAUUAAACCGCAGAAUAUUCUAUUGGCACCCAAUCGACAUCGCAAGUCGGAUGAUCCGUCGGCACUCCGCAUCCUCAUUUCCGAUUUUGGACUCUGUAAAAAGCUGGACGGCGAGGCAAGUAGCUUCCAUUACACUGCCGCGUCUCCAGCGGGCACGUCGGGUUGGCGAGCACCGGAAUUGUUGGCGGGCGCGUUAUCGGCCAAAGCGACCGAUACGAGUUUGAGUAGUCAAGGUGACAGACAUGGUCGGCAUGGGACAGAUCCUAAUCGUAUUGGGCCUGUGAAAGCGACUCGAGCUAUCGAUAUCUUUUCCGCCGGAUGUGUUUUUUACUAUGUCCUUAGUGGAGGAGAGCAUCCUUUUGGUAACCGGUUUGGAAGAGAGAGCAAUAUCCUGAAGAACGAUUACGAUUUAAGCAAGCUGAAAAACAUGGGCGAAGAUGGAGUAGAAGUGACCGAUCUCAUUGAACGGAUGAUUCAUCCCGAACCGCGGUCACGGUGA